CUUAAAGUCUCGAGUUGUCCGCCUACUUUGGUGACUGGGAGUGCUACCGGUUUCGUACCGUGAGAAUUUGAGGACAUGGCUGAUCGAGGACUUCCAUACCCCACUGUGUUUUCUGUGGAUAGCUGCAUUGGAGUCCCACCGUUGCCCCCCAAGCCAGGCCAGAGGAUGGCCCAAAGACAGAGACGCAAAGUGACCGAAACCAUACUCUUCUUACUGGUCAGCAUGGCUCUUAUUGGCAUAUUGGUGGAGGCUUGUUUCCUUUACUAUCUCCAAAGCCACAAGCAAGACGUAAAAGACAAAGAGUUUCAUCAUUUGAAGUCUAAGCAACCUGAUACUCCUGAUACUCCACAGACUGACGCUCAAAAAGGUGAUAAGAGAAUAGAUGAACCAGUCAUGCCACAACAACCCACAGUGCGCCCGACAAGACGACCUACAUUUCGGAGACCUUCCAAGUCUGUAGCACACCUGCAACGUGCCAGUUGGCCUGAUAAGGAUGGACUCAUUACCUGGAGUGAUGAGGAGGACCACAUUCAUGAGCUGACGCUAACUAAUGGAAAGCUGGUGGUUCCGAAAGAGGGCUACUACUACAUCUACUCGAAACUCACCUUCAAAGCAGAUGGAGGAACUUUUAACCACAGGGUGAUGAAGGCCACACAUCUCUACCCAGAUCCCAUUGAGCUCCUGCGUUACCAUUACGUUGGAGGGCAGAAACCAAAUUUAACAUCCUCUGUAAGAAACAGCUACCUGGGCGGCGUGUUCCACCUGUUUAGAAAGGAAGGUGUUUUCGUUCAGGCAAAAGACGGCAGGGUUCUCCUGCAGUCUGCAGGUGAAAACUUCUUUGGGAUGUUUAUGGUGUAGCCUUGCUUUACUUAUUUAGGCCUGUUUUGGCAACCCGGACUCUUUAAGAUGAGUAACACAGAAUGUUUUGCACUUAUUCUUUUAUUGGACAUGUUAAUAAUGGUGCAAUAAACAAUAUGGUAAUAUAUAUAUAUAUAUAUA
Astyanax mexicanus (Mexican tetra) is the source of this 999-nucleotide messenger RNA. RefSeq names its product TNF superfamily member 14 (gene tnfsf14a). Gene Ontology annotation, biological process: immune response. Gene Ontology annotation, cellular component: membrane. Gene Ontology annotation, molecular function: tumor necrosis factor receptor binding. The record is from RefSeq and is a predicted model, not a curated record. The coding region runs from base 76 to 858 and encodes 260 amino acids. The transcript has 4 exons. Lineage: Eukaryota; Metazoa; Chordata; Actinopteri; Characiformes; Acestrorhamphidae.